This is a messenger RNA of Symbiodinium sp. CCMP2592, 2976 nucleotides long. The record is from the annotation of a GenBank genome assembly. Lineage: Eukaryota; Dinophyceae; Suessiales; Symbiodiniaceae.
AUGCAUCAGCCGAAAGCAGUAACUCCAGAGGAGCGGUUGGAGCUCAAGCACGUUCUUCUUCUUAACGCUGAAAAGCGCGGGGGCGAGAGCGGCACCAAUCGCCGAGCGAGGAAGUCGCUGCACUUGAAGAUCGUAGGAGGCUUUUUGGCACAACUGGAGCAGCUUGAACAGGAGGUCGGCGCUUUGCACCCGGUGGACGCUUCUAAUAAGCAGGUAGCACUGGAGUACAUUGAUUGGUUGAAGGGCGGUAACUUUCCCACGCAUCACCAGCCACUUCCUGAGUUUCAGACGUCGCCAGUUGGACCUCCUCUCUUCCCUGUCGUUCCUAGUGCUCCAUCUUCUUCAGUGACACCAGAGACUCCCGACAAUAGAGCCGUCACUGAUAAUAGAACCUCCGGGGCUGUACCCGUGAGCGAGCCACGCGAGCCACCGUAUCCACCGCCUUCGAUUCGAGUCACGCCAUCUACUGCACCAAACGUCGGACCAUAUCUCACGCUCGGUAGCGGGGUUGGACCCGAGAGGGAGCGCGAGGCAGCCGAGGAGAUUCUUGAAUCAGCCGAGGAGGCUGCGGAGGAGUCUCUUGAUUCAGGUGCGGCUGCAAGCAGCGGGGUUGGACCCGAGCGCGCGACAACAGGCAGCGGGGCUGGACCCGAGAGGGAGUUGAGGUUCCGACCUGUGGCGCGUCAGGUGACUUCGCUUAAGGUUGCGGAGGGAUUGCUUCCGCCGGGUACUUCUGUGCUGCUGUCAUUGGACAUUCAUUUGGUCGCUGACCGCGACGAGGCGAGGACAUCUGCGUGCCUUGAGAGACUCUUGCGAGAGCACUCGGACUUGGCUGUGAUUUUCUGCUCGUACGCGGUGAAGCAAAAGACCAUUGAUAAGGCGGUCCAGUGUAUCCACCGUAUUUGUGAUCGGACGAUUGUGCGGCGCCCUUUGACCUUUCCCAUUUUCUUCACGACAUCCAAGAUUGCGCCGGGCACAGGCAAAGGAGCACAAUUGUCUAAGUUGGCGGAUAUCUUUAGCCGGUCGCGCCCCGCUCCACUGACUUUUUUGUAUCACGUGGACGAUCAAGAUCCGAUUUGCAAGAACGUGACAUCCUACGGCCAUCACGGUGUGCAUUGGGCGGAGGAGGAGUUGCACUUGCAUCAACAUGCCCAUCGGCAGCAGGUCCUUCAGGUUGUGGUUGACCCGGUAGCCCAUGCGAACAUGCAAUCCGAAGCAACAUCAGCCAUCAUGAACGCCAGAGCUGAGACAGCAGCCGUGUUUGGCGAAGCCGAAGCAGUGAUUCAGUCUCUAAGAUCAGAGAACCAACAGCUAGGUGCCCAGGCCGCUGCGAUUCAGGGUGAGUCGUAUGCCGCCAUACAGGCGCUAAGGUCCGAAAACCAGCAGUUGGGUUCACGCGCUUCGGUGAUUCAGGGUGAAGCUGAAACGGUGAUCGGAAACCUCCGAACUGAGAAUCAACAGUUAGGGGAGAUGAACCGUGAGCUCAACCAGAGACUCGAAAAGCAAGCUAAGAUGAUCCUUGAGCAGCAAGAGUUAUCUAAGGCUAUGCAUCAGCAGCUAAUCGCGCUUCAGUCGCAUGUGCAAGCUGCCGAACCAAAGAACCCAAGCAUCCCUUCAUCGGCUAUCCCCGCGAGCUCUACCCAAAAUGGCGCGGAUCAGGCUGCGUCUGCAUUCAACGCAUUGCAGGCACUCGCGGGUGAAGUUGGGGGAACAAUGCGAAGGAUUGAACAGGCAAUUGAGGCUUCCGGUUCUAGUGGUUCGGUUGCCCCGGGUCCGGUUGAGUUUGGAUUGCCACCGUACCAAUGCAGCCGUAAGAGCAUCUUCACGGGUAGAUUGCAUUCCGCAACACCCGCUUCUCCACCUCCUCCACCGCAGAAGCUAAAGCCCCAAGUCUUCGACAUAGCAGAUGAAGAUGACUUUGAUGAGCAUGGCGAAGAUGAGGGUGAUGAGGACGGAGAAGAUUUCGAGGAUGAUCCAAUCGUCCCCGUUGCGGCUCACGAGCCUGAAGAUGACAGAGAUUACGAGUCUAGCAUUUAUAAGUACAAAGACCUGAAAGACAUCAAGCUUCCCCAAAUUCCGGGUUCUAGCGUUGAGUUCAGGGCUUACCGCAAUUCGGUGCUAACACAGAUUGCGUCAAUCGAUUGCAGCGGCAAAGCCGUCCUGUUGAAGUGGCUUCAGAAGAGCCUUGAUCCAUCAGGGAGCAUUGCAUUGACACGGUCGACGCCAGAGGCCGAAAUGAUCUCAAUGGCAUCAGCCAUGUUUUCAGAGGUCAUAAACCUGCAGACGUUCUUACAGUCAGCCUUCAAAAGCACAGUGCCAAUCAUCUUCUUCCAAGACAAUGAAACUGUUUUGGCCAUCCUGAAGUCAGGAUACAGUCCAAAGCUUCGCCACUUAGGGCGCGUGCACCGCGUAAAUGUGGCAAGUAUGGCAGAGAUCUUUGAACAAGAAGAUUUUUCGGCUACUUACGUGAACAGCAAGGAGCAAUUAGCUAAUGGUUUGACUAAGAUCAUCCCUCCUGCUGAGUGGUCUGAUAUGCUCACACAGUUGUGCCUUCACGAAGGUGUCCCUCACAGUGCGACCGUCUCAAAGGUCGUAGCUGAGGAAGCAGAGCGUUUUGCAAGCUCACUGCCCAGGAAGAUCACACAAGAAGACCUUGUGCAGCUUUUGUCGUACUUGCCGGGGGAGAGCGCCGUGCGCCCCUCUGCAAGUGAGGCAAUGUGCUUCACCACCGGUGCGUUCGCGCACGGAGGGGGGCCACGUGCACAAGACGGUGGCUACCCAUGCCCAGACCUCAGUCGAGGUGAAAAGGGCGAGAUCCUUAAAUGGCCAGCGAUCUUCGAUCCAAGACGGUUACAUGCGACGACCCCUUGCACGAAGGGUGACAGAAUCGUCAUAAUUGCCUUCACACCUAGAAACGUGAGCAGGCUGCCCGUCGACAGCCAGCUGAAGCUGCGAGAGCUUGGAUUCCACUUCUAA